AUGAAUUCAGCACUGGGCCAGGCGGUCAGCAACCCAAAGUCGAGUGAUGUAACCGCUUCAUGCGCCAAAGGCAAAGAGGAAAAAAAGGGAAAAAAUCUAAUCAGAGGCUGGAAAAGGGAGAGGGAUACUUUCAGGACGAGGAAAGAGAAACAUUAUGGUCAAAGAAGUCCCAUUAUAAAUUCUAUACCUGACCAUUUGUGCACCCUCGGAAGCAAAGAGAAUCCGUGUCAUUGUGCAGGGGGCGGAAUGGAAGACAUUACCAAAAGCGGUUUGGAUUGUGGAAUAAAGGGCAGCGCUAUUGCUGUGAGGAAGAAUGACGACACUGGCACAACCGCAAAGAAACAGAGAACAGAAAAGGUAAGCUUAAUGCACGUUUUUAAAACAUGUAGGCUACCGAUCAUUAUCUUAUUAGCUUAAUUGUGGUGGAACAAUAUUUUAAUAUGAAAGGUAGGCUAACAGGAUUAUUUGGCAGAUGUUUUAUGCAUGAGUAAGGUAGAAGCCUAAUAGAGAUACAUUGCUAUCAUGGGAAUCCUUUAUGUGCUCAGAAUACACACAGCUGUUCAAGAAUGCAGUUCCAAGGGCCCUGGCCAGAACAUCCCCCCCCCCCCCCAAAAAAAAAAUAGGCUAAGAAUGAUAAACGAAUAUAUGUACAGUGAUGUGGCUACAAAGACACUACCACAUUUUUUAUUUACAAUAUAUUAUGUUAUUUACAAUAUGGACAAUGGUUUAAUAAUUCAUAUAAUGACAUGGUACCCUAAGCACACAAGCAAGCAUGCAAGCAGAGAGUUUUUGCAUAGCUGUGACAAAUGAAAGGCUAUAACCAGAUGUAAACCUGGGGAAUCAACAUAAUCUCAGACCCAUCAAUUGUAGCCUAACCCGAUUCGUUUGUUUUAUUAGCAUUUCCUCUAUUUUGUUUAAAAUAUAACUGAAACUCCACAGCAAAAGGAAGGGAAGUUUUGUCAGAUACUAAUUUCUUAUACUUAUCCUGUAAUUUAUGGUUAAUGUUAAUGCUAUUGGAGGCUAUUGCCCAGCAUUUAUUGUUCUCAGGGAACAGUCCCACGCUCCCCACAAUAAUUUUUACCUGAGUCUUUUAAUUUGAUUUAUCUUAAAUUGCUUAGUAGGGACAACACGAAGUCCCAACCUGCAUAGGCAGUUGUUGUUUUUUAUACUGAUUUAAUCUCAUUUGUUACAAGAGAGGACACCUGUCUUUCUUCAUGACAGAUGCCAUCAGUAAUCCGUGUUUUUCACUCAGCAGCAGGGGAAGUGGAGUGUGUGAACGGUAGCCAUCUUUUCUCCUUGCUCUUGGCUAUCAGCUCCUCACCGUGCUGCAUAUUAAAAUCACACAUAGCCUGUAACAAUGAACGCUUGUGUUGCUUUUAUGGUUACAAGACAAGGCAUCCGUGAGGAAGAGAAGCCCUAUGUUUUGACUUAUCAUUGUGGUCAAUGUUUGAGACUUUUGUUGAGUGAUUCUGUCUGAGGGAGGGAGGGUACAGGACUGUGGCAUUGCAUCUUGCAAUCAAAGCAGGGGAGCAUGCAUCAUUCUUUGUUUUUGUCCAUUUAUAGGUAUCUGAUCAGACACAAACAACCCUGUAGGAAUGAUUUCUCUUUCAAAAGAUGUUAUAUGCAUACAUUAACAUAACACAUUUUCACAAACAUGUUCAUCCCUGCAUACAUUUUAGUCAUUUAGCAGAUGCUCUUAUCCAGAGUGACUUACAGUUAGUUAGUGCAUCAUUUUUUUUUUCAUACUGGCCCCCCGUGGGAAUCGAACCCACAACCCUGGCGUUGCAAACGCCAUGCUCUACCAACUGAGCUACACGGGGCUAUACAUACAAACCUAAAUAGCAAAAAGGCAUGAAUGACAAUUUCUUUGCAGUUACAACACAGAGCAAUAGUAUUGCUUGUGCUUUCUUAUUUGUUUUUCAGGUCAUGCAAAAAUGUUAUUUUCACAGAAUAUUUCACUAAACUGCUGAAAUGUGUACAACACUGUUAUUCAAAGAUACAUACAUAUUGUUUAGAGGAUUAAUUGUCAAUAGCUGCUCGUAUUUUAUGGAAUUACCAAUAGGCUUUGAAAAACAACACUUUCCUUUGUUUAUUACCAUCCCUAUGAUGAAAAUAGACAUGAGAUUAUUUAUGAAUUGAAGGCCAGGUUGCUUAAAGGCCCAGUGCAGUCAAAAUUCAGUUUUUCCUGUGUUUAGUAUCAUAUUGUACAACAGCUGAUUAAUCUAACACUGUAAAGUGUGAAAAAAUGUGAUCAGUGUUAUUUCCUGAUAGUUGCUGGUUGAAAAUACAAUCUAUACAGGACCUUCUAAUCAGCCUGUUUGCAUGGGUGGGAGUUUCGGCUUGCCUGGUGACAUCACAUAUAACAAAGAGAGUUCUAAAGCUCUCUCCCAAUAACAGCUAGUUUUAAGUUUUCCCCUCCCCACUCAAACCACUCCAAGACAGUCCUAGUAAAAUUCUUGCUUGAAAAAUAGUUUUUUGCAAAAAAGCUAUAUUUUAUUUAUUUAUGGAAAACUAUUACAGUAAGGUACUUAACUGUUACCAAUAAAUGAUUUGAUAUUGAUAUAAAAACGGCUGCAUUGGGCCUUUAAGUUGAAAAGUCAGAGGUUAUAUUUUACUCCUCCUCCUCCUUCCCAUAGGUGGAUUCAAUGUUCACAGUGCCUGCACCCCCGCCACCCGGCCCUCAAAGCCCAAUGUCCAAUGCCCCCUUCUCUUCACCCAUCGCAAAGCAGCUUCUGGUGAGGACCAGAUCUAUAGGAACCAACACCCAAGAUGGAGGGCCAGAUACCGAUUCAUGUCACCCUGGCCCUUGUCAGCCAGGAACCAGUGUCAACCUGGAGGGCAUUGUGUGGCAUGAGACUGAGGAAGGUGAGGAUUCCAUUCCUCCAGCUCUCCUACAAUUUCAGCAUUCCACCAUAUGGUUCAGCAUGUACAUGAUUGACCAUGAAUGAAAGGCUGUACAGUCGUUUAUAUCAGUGGGCAUAAGACAGUUUAUUCAGCUGUAGUAUUAUUAACGGUAAGCCAGUAUGAAUAAAUAUGAUCUGAUCAAACGUAGGCCUUAGGCAUGCAGAGAUGUAAACAUAACAGUAUUCACAGCAGCCCAAAACUAAGAGGCUUGAUUUAAUCUACGUUACUGAAGAAAGCAACAUUGCUGGCUCACUUGAGGACUAGAGUGUCACUUAUAAAACUGAAUUUUGCCUUUGCACACAAAGUGAUUUGUGAGCUAGAAGAUGCUUUUGUAUUCAAGGCUGGUUUUAGUUAAAGGAUCUCUGCUGAUGUAAUAGUGUAACAGACCAUGAGAGAAUUCAUCAGAUGUGUGUUCUGUUUUUAAGAGGCCUAGUAUUCCUGUAAAACUCGGAUUUGAAGAGAAAGGCUUUUGCCGUCUUAUUAGGAAGCUAUGCCAUGGGACCGCCCUAGUAAGACACCUUAGCGUUCGAGGGCUGCAGAGACGCCAAGUGCAUAUUGAUUAGGCAAAUGCUAAUUGCAGACCACCAUCUUAAUAUCCCCGACUGAGAGCUAAAUUUUGAUGAAUGCAUAUCAAAAUGCAAUUGAGGGGUUUGAUUUUAUUUUCAGGAAUGUUGGUAAAUUUAUAUUAAUUGAAAAACACAUCUUGUGAAAGAGAGAGCUAUUUUGUUUAUCUUACCAUGACAUGGGCUAGUGAAAAGACAGACAUUAUUUUGUUUUAAAUACUGUAUAUUGCAAUGUCAUUUUAUUUUAGAGACAAAUAAUAUAUAUCCACCCCAAACAACAGAACUCCAAUAGAAAAAGUAUCCCGAUUGGGUUUUAGACAGUUACAUGUAAUAAAGUAUCAAUCCAUAAAUAUAUACAUAUUUGUUUGAUUUUGUUUCAACUAUAUUGUGCAAAUAUAACAGGCGAUUUAGUGUAUCCAGAGGAUGAACAGUGUAUACAAUGUGUGCUUUCUUUUUGGACAUUUAAGCAACUUUUGGAAAAAUUGUAUGGGGGUUUUACAGGUUUUUUUCAUUAGGAUAAAUCAAGGGAAGCUUUUUGAAUUUUAUUAUAUACAUUUUAGGGAAGGAUUUAAGGAAGAAUUAGGACAUUGAAAGUCUUUCGCAAUUAAGUUGCCGAUCAAGGAUGGAUGGAUUAUUAUUGUCUGAGUUACACAGCCCUCCAGGGGUUAGCCUGAAUGAAUAAAAUAAGAUUACAUUCCUAAGUGUGGAAAAAAUAUUUAGAGAAACCUAACUUAUGACUGAACAGACAAAUAUAAUGGAAAUGAUUCACAAAAUGACUCACUUUUGCGGCAGCUGCGAAAACCAUAUGGAGCGUUCCAUCCACCUGGACAAUGGAUAUAGCGCAUCUUUGGGAAACAACGAGUGUGCUGGAUAUCACGUUUGGCAAUAAAACACAUUUUAAAGCACACCUAAACUAAAUAUUUGAAAAGUUUGAUAACGGCCAUAAUUCAUACACAUAGAAAGGGACCCAUGAGCAUUCAUUUCAGACAAAAAAAUGUAAAUGUGAAAAAUGGGCAUUUAUCAUGUUUUGGAAAUAAACACUUCAAUUGCAGAGCUCAUUAAAAUUGUCACAGCAACAAAGACAUUUUGGUUAGCAGUUCACAGAUUUUAGUGUUUACUUUCAAGAAAAUGAGACAGAAUCCAAAUUAAUUUAAAUGGCCAUUUGCCAAGGCAAGAUAAAGGUGUAAGAUGCUUUCAUACAAAAUCACUUCUAUAAAAGCAUUUGAAUAUAUUCGGCACAGUGAAAUAAUAAUGCACAAUAGCUAUUUAAUUCUUGAUUAUCUUGAUUCUCGACUCUUGGUUGUCUUGGAGAAAUCACAGAGGGCGAUUGGUUUUUAAAAUAUAGUUAAUUCUUCAUGUAGAAAAUACAAAACUACAUAAUUCAGCCUUGUUGGUGUUGUGGUAAGAACAAGGCUGUGUCCCACAUUGUACUCUAUUCCCUAUAUAGUGCACUACAUGUGCCCUGGUCAAAAAUAUUGCACCAUAUAGGGAAUAGGGUGCCAUUUGGGACGUAGACCAAGCCUCCAUAAAAGCCACAAAAAGAGGAUCCCAUCUAUCAGUCUGGAUGGAGGUGCAGUAGACAGCCAUCAUGGCUGUCUACUGCACCUCCAUCCAUGCCACAGUUCAAAGCACAUCAUUAGAACAUGUAUUUAAUGUAACAUGCUCCUUUUUUGUUGUUUGAAUUGUAGGUGUCCUUGUAGUCAACGUAACAUGGAGAAAAAGAACCUAUGUGGGGACUCUUUUGGACUGUACCAAGCAUGACUGGGCACCACCCAGGUAAUUCUGAUGGUAGACAGUAACUAUUCAUUAUUUGUAUAGUGUUGAAAAAUAGUAUAUGAGUAGCCUAUUUAUGUUUUAGCCUUGUCUGUUGCCAAGAAAGCUGUCAGUGACUGUAUUUCCUGCAUGUCAUUACCAUUGUAAGUAUUCAAUAAUGAGUAGUUACAGUGAGGGAAAAAAGUAUUUGAUCCCCUGCUGAUUUUGUACGUUUGCCCACUGACAAAGACAUGAUCAGUCUAUAAUUUUAAUGGUAGGAUUAUUUGAACAGUGAGAGACAGAAUAACAAGAAACAAAUCCAGAAAAACGCAUGUCAAAAAUGUUAUAAAUUGAUUUGCAUUUUAAUGAGGGAAAUAAGUAUUUGACCCCUCUGCAAAGCAUGACUUAGUACUUGAUGGCAAAACCCUUGUUGGCAAUCACAGUGGUCAGAUGUUUUUUGUAGUUGGCCACCAGGUUUGCACACAUCUCAGGAGGGAUUUUGUCCCACUCCUCUUUGCAGAUCUUCUCCAAGUCAUUAAGGUUUUGAGGCUGACAUUUGGCAACUCGAACCUUCAGCUCCCUCCACAGAUUUUCUAUGGGAUUAAGGUCUGGAGACUGGCUAGGCCACUCCAGGACCUUAAUGUGCUUCUUCUUGAGCCACUCCUUUGUUGCCUUGGCCGUGUGUUUUGGGUCAUUGUCAUGCUGGAAUACCCAUCCACGACCCAUUUUCAAUGCCCUGGCUGAGGGAAGGAGGUUCUCACCCAAGAUUUUAUGGUACAUGGCCCCGUCCAUCGUCCCUUUGAUGCGGUGAAGUUGUCCUGUCCCCUUAGCAGAAAAACACCCCCAAAGCAUAAUGUUUCUACCUCCAUGUUUGACGGUGUGGAUGGUGUUCUUGGGGUCAUAGGCAGCAUUCCUCCUCCUCCAAACACGGCGAGUUGAGUUGAUGCCAAAGAGCUCGAUUUUGGUCUCAUCUGACCACAACACUUUCACCCAGUUCUCCUCUGAAUCAUUCAGAUGUUCAUUGGCAAACUUCAGACGGGCCUGUAUAUGUGAUUUCCUGAGCAGGGGGACCUUGCGGGCGCUGCAGGAUUUCAGUCCUUCACGGCGUAGUGUGUUACCAAUUGUUUUCUUGGUGACUAUGGUCCCAGCUGCCUUGAGAUCAUUGACAAGAUCCUCCCGUGUAGUUCUAGGCUGAUUCCUCACCGUUCUCAUGAUCAUUGCAACUUCACGAGGUGAGAUCUUGCAUGGAGCCCCAGGCCGAGGGAGAUUGACAGUUAUUUUGUGUUUCUUCCAUUUGCGAAUAAUCGCAUCAACUGUUGUCACCUUCUCACCAAGCUGCUUGGCAAUGGUCUUGUAGCCCAUUCCAGCCUUGUGUAGGUCUAUAAUCUUGUCCCUGACAUCCUUGGAGAGCUCUUUGGUCUUGGCCAUGGUGGAGAGUUUGGAAUCUGAUUGAUUGAUUGCGUCUGUGGACAGGUGUCUUUUAUACAGGUAACAAGCUGAGAUUAGGAGCACUCCCUUUAAGAGUGUGCUCCUAAUCUCAGCUCUUUACCUGUAUAAAAGACACCUGGGAGCCAGAAAUCUUUCUGAUUGAGAGGGGGUCAAAUACUUAUUUCCCUCAUUAAAAUGCAAAUCCAUUUAUAACAUUUUUGAAAUGCGUUUUUCUGGAUUGUUUUGUUGUUAUUCUGUCUCUCACUGUUCAAAUAAACCUACCAUUAAAAUUAUAGACUGAUCAUUUCUUUAUCAGUGGGCAAACGUACAAAAUCAGCAGGGGAUCAAAUACUUUUUUCCCUCACUGUAUAUUUUGAUAGAUUUUAUUUCCGUGUCAUACACCAAUUUUGUAUAGAUGUUUCUGUAUGAUUUACUAUAUAUAUAUUUUUUUUUCUUCUAGAUUUUGUGAGUCACCAUCCAGUGACUCUGAUCUGGCAGGUGGCCGUGGCCGUGGUAAAAGGAUGCGACUGGCCAUUCCGGAUCGACCCUGUGUUGAACCUGGGCUCGCCAAGGUCCGAGGGCUGCCACAUAAGAGCCGUGGCGGGGGCAUUCACAGCAAGAGCCGAAGAGGAAGCCUCAAUCUGAUCAAUAACUGCAGAACACCCCCCUUUUUCACAGUUGAGGAGAUCAAGCCAAACUCCAUCCCAUCUGGCAAGAGGAAAAACAAACCACCGGCUGAUCUGGAUUUGAGUUUAGUCGCAGAUGACAUGAAGAAUGGAAACGGGAAGAGGAUCCGUGCCAAGUCCCGGAGUGCUCCUUCCACGCCACAGGGAAAGUUGGAUCCUACCUUUAUGGAUCCGGCAUGCACCUCUCCCAUACUGAUAGACUGCCCCCAUCCGAACUGUAACAAGAAAUACAAGCAUAUCAAUGGGCUGCGGUACCACCAGACACAUGCACACUUAGAUGUGGACCGGAAGCCAGAGUUUGAGGCUGAGAGUGAGGACAGACUGUCUGACUGUGAGGAGUCCCUCAGUAACAUGACUUUCGACUGCUCCGAGAUUACCAAUAGCUCAUCAAAGAAGCCCAGCCCUCUAUAUAAGGUUUCUACAAUAGGGUCUCCAAAAAGCAGACGAUUAAUGUUCAAUAGUGACCAUAGUCCCAUGGCAAAUUCUAAAAUGAGGAGGAAUUCGUUGAUCAAAGAGGGACUCAUUGAUGACUUGAGUAACUUACCAAUCAUCUCGAACAUGACGGUGGUACUGGAAAAUUGCCUUGUUACUGAUAGGAACUCUUCUGUCGAGAUGCCUAAGCUUGAAGCCGAGGGUUUGAUCGAUAAGAAGGGAGUGUGUGAUAAAGGGAAAAAGGUUAAUGGGAAAGUUGAGAAGUGUUCAUCUAAAUCUAGGACCAACAGGCCUAUAGCUCCUGCUCCCCCGAAGCUGAUUGCAAUCCCCAACACUGUGUUCUCCACUAACACAACGGAGGCCAACACCCAGCAGUCCUCCCCAUCAGCAGCUGUUGGUGUCACCACAACAAAGAACCUCUCACUUAAACCCAUCAAGCCAAAGUUAAACAUCAUGAUAGAGCCAAGUCUGGUGAAAACCCUAGUCACUUGCAAGGAGACCAGGAACAAAGAGAAACGAAGAUUAAAAGACAAACACAAUAAAGACACAAGGACCUCUAAUGGCGAUAGCAUUCAGCUAAAGAUGGAGGAGGGAAAGGUGGUGGGAAAAGAAACUUCUGGAAGCCUUCUAAAAGAGCACUUGAGCAAACAAGAUGUCAUGAACAGUCUAACGGAGUCUCAAGAGAGUAGAAUGGCCAGCAUCAGAGCUGAGGCAGACAAAGUGUACACAUUCACUGACAACUCUCCUAGUCCUUCCAUAGGUAGCUCUUCAAGACUGGACUGUGGCUCCCUUGAAAGUGGAGAUGGCACCACCACCAAGACUAACAGCCCGGCAUACUCAGACAUAUCGGAUGCAGGUGAUGAUGGGGGUUCAGACUGCCGUUCAGACACAAGGUCCAAAAGUCCAAGGUCCAUCUCAGCCUCUGAGAUGAACUCAAACAACAAUCCCAAUCUAAAUCCAAAGACUCCUCCAGCUGCAUCUAUUCCUGCAGGGCCUGUCAAAGACCCCCAGUCUCCUUUUUACCACGGAUAUGACCCCUACUAUAUCCAGAAUUACAUGCAGACCGGCCAGUCAAACACAGCUGCUUUCCAUAAGACCUCCACCCCUCAAGACAGUAAAUGCAAAAAGGAAGACUCAAAGGAGGGCAACGAGGGGAGAAACACCCCGGAAUUCUUUGAUUCGAAGAAGACCGAUGUCAUCAACUCAAGUUCGCAGUCCCAGCUUCAGAUGGCUAUGACACAAACACACACAGCCCUAGCCCAGUCCUUGUACUAUGGCCAGUAUGCACGAGGUCUUUACAUGGAUCAGAAACUCUUAAUUGCAUCCAAGUGCUGUGAUCAGCAGCAAAUCACCAAGCAGAGAGGAGGUCAAGCAAACCGAGAACAAGACGAGAUGAAACACAUGAUAACCUCGACAGCUGUAUUAUCUAAGGGGACAGACUCUGUGAAAACGUGCUGUGCCAAACCUGGGCUCUCGUUUGCAGAAAUGGAUGAGCGACCACAGACUCUGACCACACAGCCACAAGGGAAGCCGAUGCUCGUCAAUAUGACGGAAAACCAGGGACUUGUCAAAGACAGUGAUGAAAUGAAAUCAUCCAUGAAUCCAAAUAAUCAGACAGAUCUGGACUCAAAUGUAUCAUUUUCAAAUGUAAGUUUUUCACUCUGUCUUUAGCUAUUUGGAUGUUAGUGUUUACGGCUGUUGUGAAGGUCAGAUUGUCAGAUUGUUGCAGUAUGUAAACUUUUAGUACUUUUGCCUAAUGUUUUCAAGAAGACAGAUUAGGAAGAUAUGUUUUAUUUUAUCGGUCACAUCUAAGAUGGCCAUACUACUAAAGGACGUACCCCAAUUUUAGAUGUAAAUGUAAACAUUUAACAUAAGUAGCUAAGUAAGGAACAUUUGAAAAGAAAAGUUGGUUUUGAUAUAAAUGUUGAAUUUGCAUUUGAUGGAUUGACUUGUCAAUUCAUAAACUGGGAUUACUGGUAUUCAAUUAAAUAUUAAGCAAAACCCAUCACAAACAACACUUUUCCUCAUCGAUUUAGCAUGCAGAAGUCCAAUCCUGGUCCCGCCCGAAUCAAUCCAAUAAUGUGGAGCAGCAAAGUGAAGAGCUUAGCCAGAGCUCAGAGGAGUUAAAUGCUGACAGGUCUAAGGAGUGGGAGAUGCCCUCUGAGCCAGUGACAAAGUUGGGAGUAGAGCUCAAAAAGGCCAUGAACCAGAACGCCACCACAUCAGACAUAGAGGACUGUGAUAGGCUAGAGGAGCAGCAGCCAAUAGGGCUCAUGUCUGAGGACUCACAGAGUGCCAGGGUGGCCGUAUCACCAGCGAUGAACCACCAACAACAACCCUACAUCCAGUACCAGCAUUCCUACCAAUACCUACAGAUGCGUGACCCCAGCAACAACUCUUACAGGGUCAAGUCACCCACCCUGGUGCAUAACUACCCACGUAAGUCUGUAUGGUUUGAGAAAUGAUGAAUACAAUGGGCAAUAGAAACUGAAAUCGAGUUGUUUACGUUUUCUUUUUGUUGCUUCAUCAUACUUUGUGUAUUCAAGAUUUAGAAUUAUAUCACGUGUUCAAGAUUCAUGCCAAGUUUGUGUCGUGUUAAAGAGAUCGCUAUUUGGCCCGACAUUGUGACUGACUGUUUUCUAAAUUGUGUUUUGUACUGUACAUGUUAGGUUUCCACUAUCCUCUCUAUGGGAAAACAGCAGGCAGAGAAGAGUCGGAUUUGACUCAGAACAGCCGUAGUGUGAGCAGUAAGCCAGCCAGUGAGUCUACUGCCCUUGAGCUUCUGCAGCACCACAAUCUGCCAUACCAUGGCAAAUCCCCUGCGGUGAGUGUCCAUCAAGUAUAGGCAGAAUUGAGGCUGAAAAUAUAAAGCAAAAGGGAAUCCAUGAAAUGAACAUGCAUCAGUUUAUGGCGGAAGAGAGAGGAAAUUGAAAUUAGCAUCUGUGAGAUACUAGCCCUAUUGCAAGUGUGAUCUGUGACAUGCUGUUGAAAUUUUGAUAUUAGUGUGCAACACAUAAUGUAUAUACAGUCCUACAAAGACAUAUAUUUGAGUAAGAAAUACCCCUUUUUGUCAAUAGACUGGUGAGAAAGGAUCCCUUGAAGGAGAGAGAGAGCCAGACCAGAAGAGGAACCAUGUUCCCUUUGCCAGGCACCUUCACACUCAUCAUCAUACACAUCUUGGUAUGAGCUACCCGCUCAUGUCUGGGCAGUACGAUCUUUUCCAAGGUAAACAAAAGUUUCCUGAAUUAUUGAAAUGUAACGUGAAAAUAUAUGUUUAUGUGAAAAUAUUAUAUAUUUCAUUUCUAAAAACAAAAAGUCAGUGAUUGAGAGGAAGGCAUGCUUAUUAUGUCCAUCAUAUCUUUACCUAUACUAAAGCACAACAGUUCAUUAGAUAUAGCUAGAUCUCUCAUCUCUCUUUUGAAGGGAUAAGCUCUAGAGCCCUGGUUUCCAGCCAGCAGGUGUUGGCACACUCAUCUUCAACUGGUAUGUCCUCUUGGUUGGCCAAUCCAUACCCUCUCUAUGACAGGCCUGUUGUUUGAUCCUUUUGUCAAAAGAGAAAAGGAUCAGUUCUGAAUAAUGACAUGAGGUCGAUUUAGCAAACUUUAUUCAAUUAUCUUUAUUGUGAGAGGUAGGUAUUGUAUAUGAAAUCAAAUAAGAUGUUCAUGAUCUCUGCUUCUACAGAUAAUGAAGGGAAGAAGUAAAACCAUGUGACUGGCUCACAUGAGGAUAAGAAGAUUUACAGGCAUCAAUUCCAUGGUGUUAUAUUCAUAGCCUCUAUGGGAGGCAGAGACCAAUUUCAUUUGCGAUUUAGUCAAUAUUUUAUAAGGGUCACAGAGUAGUGGUAUUGUAAUAUUGGUGGAGAUAUGUAUCAAGUAACAAGACUUUGAAGUAUUUUGCAUUUGGAUGCCUGUCUGAAAACACACGUGACAAAACCCAUAGUGUCAUAGAAUCAGACAUAAAUUGCAGUGCUACAAAGUUUAUAUGCACAUGUAUCGUAGUGUAAUCAUAUGGUUGAAUGUACUGAAAUGUAUAAAAUCCCGAUGUUUUUUCCAUUGGGAAACUGCAGUUGAAGUGCAAGAGUCUAUAAAGUGGUCCUCCCAGUAUUACUUAAUUACAUUUGCAUACUGACUGUAGCCACGUGUUGAUUGUAUUGUCUUGUGUGAGAGUAAAUCUUCACAUUUUACCAGUGCCAUAGAAUUGUGGUGUAUAUAUUCUGUAUAGUUACAUGGCAUAGUAUUAAAUGCUUAUUAUUUAUGUUGGUUUUAAUUUCAAUGCAUUGUAUUGUGAUUUACAUUACAGCACAUUACUUGCAUAGUUCCAGUGGUUGUUCUAUCACUUGAAUAGUGCUAUAAACUCUGUUUACAAGUAUUGACAUCUCUGGAGAAACUCUUCAAUGAAGUUGCAUGAUCAGUGUAAUUCACACAGUGUAUCAAGUUACUUUGGAAUCAAUUAAACAUUGAAACUGCUGUUGCUUUUUUUUUAUACUGUUUAUGCCUUAAUUAAUAUGUCUGGCAAUCAGAAUUAAAGGAAAGGGUG
Messenger RNA from Coregonus sp. 'balchen', 12301 nucleotides. The record is from the annotation of a GenBank genome assembly. NCBI's taxonomy places the organism in Eukaryota, Metazoa, Chordata, Actinopteri, Salmoniformes, Salmonidae.